This is a messenger RNA of Oldenlandia corymbosa var. corymbosa, 1011 nucleotides long. NCBI's taxonomy places the organism in Eukaryota, Viridiplantae, Streptophyta, Magnoliopsida, Gentianales, Rubiaceae. The record is from the annotation of a GenBank genome assembly.
AUGAAGUUCUCAGAAGCAGCUGUGUUCUUGGUGAUUUUGCUUUCAUUUUCAGUAGUAAUAGUAGAAUGCAAGAAGGAAUGGAACGACUUGCCUUCCUCUGAGCAUCUGGGAUUGCCGUUGCUGAGUCCUUACCUGGAUUCAAUCGGAACUAGUUUCCGGCACGGAGCGAAUUUCGCAAUUGGAGGGACAACAAUCCAGAGGCUGAACGAAUCGUGGUUUGAAAAUGGAGUGCCUCCAUUUCCUCUGGACAUUCAAGUGGAACAUUACAAUCAGUUCAAAAACCGAACUGCAUACUUCUACAAUCUAGCAAAGACGGAAUCUGAUAGAAACAGCCUAAACAGGCUGCCUAGACAACAGGACUUCUCCAGGGCUCUUUACACAAUCGACAUAGGUCAAAAUGAUGUAGCUUUCGGUUUCCGCAAGCGCAUGACCAAGAAGGAGCAUCUUGCCACCUUUCCAGGUGUCAUCGAACAAUUCGCAGCACAAAUCCGGAGCAUGUACGAGAAAGGAGCCAGAGUGUUCUGGAUACACAACACGGGUCCAUUCGGGUGCAUGCCGAUUGCAACUGUUAGGGUUCAAAAUCGCGGGCUGUUGGACGAACACGGGUGUUACAAGAGCCAGAGUGACAUAGCUAAGAGGUUCAACGAGGACCUCAAAGGUGCUGUUAUCAGACUCAGGGCAGAACUUAAGGAAGCUGCAAUAACUUAUGUGGACAUGUUCAGGGCAAAGCAUGAACUAAUCAUCAAGGCCAAAGAACUAGGAUUUGAGGAUCCAUUCAAGAUCUGCUGUGGGAUUCAUGGAGUCAACUACGACGUCUGGUGUGGAGGCAAAGGAACCAUAAAUGGAACUGAAGUCCAUGCCGGAUCCUGCAGAAAUCCUUCUAAAUUCAUCAGUUGGGAUGGAGUGCACUACACUGAAGCUGCUAAUCAUUGGAUAGCUAGUCAUUUAGUCAACGGUUCAUUUUCAGACCCACCGGUACCCAUCACACGAGCAUGCCAUAGACACAUAUGA